This is a messenger RNA of Talaromyces stipitatus ATCC 10500, 258 nucleotides long. RefSeq lists its product as uncharacterized. The coding region runs from base 1 to 258 and encodes 85 amino acids. The transcript has 2 exons. NCBI's taxonomy places the organism in Eukaryota, Fungi, Ascomycota, Eurotiomycetes, Eurotiales, Trichocomaceae. The record is from RefSeq and is a predicted model, not a curated record.
AUGCAAACAGCUGAUGAUGCUGAUGAUACUGAUGAUGCUGAUGAUGCUGAUAGUGCUGAUAGUGCUGAUAGUCCUGAUAGUGCUAAUAGUUUUGAUGCGUCCAACGGCCCAGGGCUUCACUAUCGCAACGGAAAAAGAAAUAUGGACGUGAAGGACCUUAUGGUCGAUAUUGGCGACGAGGCUCCGUUGAAAGAAUUCCAAGCAUUAUUCAUGGAACACGCACUAGAAAAGGAACUGGCUCUGCAGACGCUCUUCUAA